This is a messenger RNA of Dromiciops gliroides (monito del monte), 1461 nucleotides long. It is a transcript of the gene DNMT3L, whose product is annotated as DNA methyltransferase 3 like. Bases 1 to 1461 code for a protein of 486 amino acids. The transcript has 14 exons. The record is from RefSeq and is a predicted model, not a curated record. NCBI's taxonomy places the organism in Eukaryota, Metazoa, Chordata, Mammalia, Microbiotheria, Microbiotheriidae. Gene Ontology annotation, molecular function: enzyme activator activity; DNA (cytosine-5-)-methyltransferase activity, acting on CpG substrates; DNA binding. Gene Ontology annotation, biological process: negative regulation of transcription by RNA polymerase II. Gene Ontology annotation, cellular component: nucleus.
AUGAGAGUAGCUCUGUGGCUUCAAGAAUCUGUAGAUGCACAGUGGUCACCGCCAGCUAAAACUGUCUCUACAGGAUUGCAGAGAGUUGAAAGAAGCGUCUUUAAAAGCAUGGCCCACUCUCUUCUAGAAAUUCUGAGUGAUGUGUCCCUAGGGGAGUCAGAGGUGGGGGAGCACCAGGAGGAGGAAGAGCAACAGCUUCCCAAUGAAAUAGUUGUGGUACUUGAAGAAGAAAGAAGCACAGAGGUGAUAUCUCUGGACUCUAGUGAACAGUCAUUUUGCUCAUCACCAAGACCCAGCAAAGAUCUUAUUGCUUAUGAAGUCAUGGUUAACCAGAGAAAUAUAGAAGAUGUCUGCAUAUGCUGUGGAAGUCUCCAGAUUCAUACACAACAUCCCUUAUUUGAUGGAGGAAUGUGUAUUCCAUGUAAGGACAACUUCUUGGAGUCAUUCUUCUUAUAUGAUGAAGAUGGGUAUCAAUCUUUUUGUACCAUCUGCUGCUCAGGGGAGAUACUACUCACAUGUGAAAACCCCAAUUGUAACAGAAGCUAUUGUUUUGAGUGUGUCGAUGCCCUUGUAAAUCCUGGAAGUUCAGCAAAAUUUCAAGCAAUGAGUAACUGGAAAUGCUUCUUGUGUCUACCCUUGAUAUCAGAAAAUGGGCUACUGAAGAAGAGGAGGAAAUGGCGGGAGCACCUAAAGGAUUUUUAUGAUCGAGAGUCUCAGAGACCUCUGAAAAUGUAUAAAACUGUGCCUGCAUGGAAACGAAAACCAAUCCAAGUUCUAUCCCUUUUUGGUGAUAUUGAGGAAGAACUAGUCAAAUUUGGAUUUUUGGAAGACAGCUCUGGUAAUGGAAGGUUGAAACAUCUGGAUGAUGUGACAGAUGUAGUCCGGAAAGAUGUAGAAGAAUGGGGACCGUUUGAUUUAAUAUAUGGUUCCACUCCUCCAAUUGGUCAAAUCUCUGAACAUCCACCUGUAUUUCAGAUAAACAAAUCCAUGAGGAAAAUAACAUAUCAUUUCCUUCACUUGGUACAGACAGAAGUGAUGAACAAUGGAUGCAGAAUUCUGCACACUGUCAAAAAUGUAUGGUACUUCCUCCAGUAUUACCGAGUCUUACAAUAUGGGAAGCCUAAGAUGGACAGUGAAAAGCCAUUUUUCUGGAUGUUUGUGGAUAAUUUGGUCCUGACUGAAGAUGACAAGGAAAUUGCUUCUCGAUUCCUUGAGAGUGAUCCAGUAACCAUAUAUGAGGUGUGUGAUGAGAUGGUCCAGAAUGCAGUCCUUAUAUGGAGCAACAUACCGUCCAUGGAAAGCAAUAAUUCAGCUCUGGCUUCAGACUGGGAUUUGUCUCUGCUAGCACAGGACAUACAGAGGUUGAAUGUUUUUUCUCCAUGGCCAUCCAGACUUGUGAAUAAAUGCUUUAUCCCUCUGAGAGAAUAUUUUAAAUGCUUUCCCAAAGACCACACUCCUUAA